Messenger RNA from Maylandia zebra (zebra mbuna), 752 nucleotides. The record is from RefSeq and is a predicted model, not a curated record. Lineage: Eukaryota; Metazoa; Chordata; Actinopteri; Cichliformes; Cichlidae.
AUGGCUGCUGUCUACCAGCAACCCAUCCAGGUAGUGACGGUCGCCACCACUAAUAAAAACUCCGGACGAUGGAGCACCAACCUCUGUAAUUGCUGCUCUGAUAUGCACACCUGUUGCUAUGGUCUUUGGUGUUUCCCCUGCAUGCAGUGUGAGACAGUCAGUAGACAUGGAUGGUGCUGUGUCUUGCCUCUCCUGGACGGUUGCUGUGUGGUGUCCUACUUAUUCCGCAAGUCCAUCAGGGAGCGCUACAACAUCCCUGGUUCAUCCUGUGCCGACUGCUGUCAAAUAUUUUGGUGUUACGAGUGUGCUUGGUGCCAGAUGCAUCGUGAGCUGAAAAUCAGGGCCAGGCAGGCACCUGCCAUCUUGACGGUGGUCACCACGCAGGUCAUCCAUGGAUAGAAUAUCAACCUCGUGUGUCAAGUGCAUGUCACUUUUUCUUAAUUAAACUUAUUUGUCAUAAUAUUGCAAUUAAAAAACAUUUAGUUGUUUGUACAGCUUGAAAUGAAAGCAAAGAAAUGUAGCCCCUUUGUAUCUGCUUUUUCAUAGCAUUGCAGAGGUCAUUGCGAGUGCUAGCAUGGUGUAGGUGAUACGUGACAGCCACAUUAGUUGCUUUACUUUUAGAACAUUUUUAUUACGAAGAUGUUUGAACUUUUCAUAAAUGCUUUGUUAGUGCAUUAAAAUUGAGGAUAUAUCAUGACAUAGCGUAUAAUAUCAUCACUUUCUUCCAAUCGUUCCCCAACUGGGUUUAAGCU